UUCAGUGAUCAUUCCACUGCUCUGUUUUGUCUUACCACGCUGUGUAGAGCAGAUCGAGAACGAAGAUUACUUUUACGGCAGUCUAGUCUCUGGGGGAGAAGAAUAGUUCCUUCACUGGGGUGUCGUCGUGUACACUUAUGCUGAAGGGAGGUCCUUUCUCCGCAGAGGUGCUUUCACAUAACACUAAAGCACACAAUGGAGGAAAGACAAGAUUUCUCUCUUUGUGGUAAAGCGGCUGUGACUGAAGCUAAUCUGAGAGACGAGUACUACUGGAAGCUAAUAGCGGACUUCAUUGGACCUCAGACGGGAGAAGGACUAGAGCUGGAAAAGGGACCAUGCAAAAACCGACUUUUGAUUCAAGUGGGACUUAUGAGAGAGGACAAUAACUUUCCAUGGAUUGCUAUUGUCCACUGGCUGACCAAAAUCUUCCCCAGUCAUCAAACGGCGGACUUUCGCCGUUUGAUUGAACGAGGCAUCGCGACGACUUUGAGUCUGGAAAGUGAAGCAAGCCUGACAUUCCUGGACUGCGAUGUCAACUUUAACUUCGUCGGCCCGAUAUGUGACAGCAUAGGAGUUGAACGGCAACAUCUAAUGGAAAUGAGGGACUUUUCAGAGAGAGCGCAGUCAAUCGAAGUCACAAAUGGGCUGAUUCUCGAGUUGAGCAAUUUUGUCACCAGAGAGAAAAUCUCCCCAAUUAUUUUAGUCCCUUGGCUUCGAAACUUCAACCCUGAGUUCUGUAAGAAAGGGGAUAUUCAAAAAGCGUAUAAAGUCCUUAAGGCCAAGAUUAAAAAGUUAAAAAUGCACUACCGCAAUUCUGAGACGAGGAGUCACAGGAGGAACGCGGCGAUGGAAAACCUGCUUCAGAGCCCGUUUGAACUGGUGCGGAAAAAGGAGACGCGAUAUCUUGUAAAGAAACGCACAAAGAGAGAGGAAAUCAUACAUUACGAAAAGGUUACCGUGAAGGAGGAAUACGAGAGCUGUGAAAUCAUGCACGAAGAAGAGCCCGAGGUGAGCAGAGAAGGUGUGAGGAAAGCGCCACCGCGAGACGCCGACUCCGGACGCGACGAGAGCGCCGAGGAUUCGGAUGAAUCCGACAGCGGCGAAGACCCCUCCGACGAGGAGCCCGAGCCGCCGACCCUGCUUGACAUUGCCAUGGUGUCUGUCCAAAAGCUGUCCAGCAUGUACGGAGGGAGGAAUGACGCGUGCAAGCGAGUCGGCUUGGAUCUCCUCAAAAAUCAGUACGCUCUGACGUGCAAGGAGCAUCCGGCCAUGGCCGAGUUUGGGAAGACACUCGACGCGCUGUGCGCGGACCCGCCGCUCGCUUAUCCCGUGUUUUUUCUGCACCACAACGCCAAUUUUCUAGUUGAAAUGCACGACGCCGUGGAGCAGCAGAUCAUGGGCUUCGAGAAUGAGAUCGUCCUGUCGACGGGAGAAAAACUUGGCCGCGACAAGCUUCCCAAAUUCGCGCGCUUCGUCAAUUUGUCCGAAAGUGCCACGUCGCGCUACAUCCGCAUGGCCUGCGACGUCCUGAGCCCGAGCGUCCCCGGCAAGCAGAACUACAAGAAACACUGGGUCGCCUUCUGCGAGGAGAAGAAAAAUCCCUCCAGACUUUCAGUAAAUGGGUCCAACAAACUCACCAACUACUUCCGGGCCGCGGCGGGCCUCAUCCACCAUCACAGGGAGAUGGCGCUCUUCUUCUCUGACUUGCUGUCCAUGAACAACGACAAGUGCCCAAACGUUAUCCUGGAGUGUGUCGCUGCCGACGCCAAUGACUCUGUGAUACAGAGCCUCGUGUGUGUCCUGGCCAUCGUCUACUGCAAAAUACUCGGCCCGUACUGGCAGCUCCUGAAAAGCGGCGCCGAGUACUCGCUCUUCAGCCGGUACGUGCUCGGCCUCUACCAGAGGUUUCUCGAUUGGUCCAAAGACCCCGCGACACUGCUGGAACCUGAAGGGGCCACAAAUGUCUUUCUGCAGUUCCCGUCGGAGGAGGAGUCCUUUGAAGGGGUGUUUCUCUUUUGCGGCCAGUGGCGCACCAACAGGGAGCUGAUCAGGGCUUGCUUGAAGAGGACCGUAAAGGCGAUUGCCGCGGUCACCGAGGAACACCUCAAGGAUUUCCUGCCAGGGGGCCCGUUUUCUAACACCCCGUCCCCAGAUGUGAGCGCACAGCUGUCGAGUUGCACGUUCUCCGUCUUGAUGGCGGAGUAUCCCUCCAAAGAGGCUCCCAAGAAGAAAAAAGCCGCCAAGCGCCCCGCGCACAAGCGGGAAGACGACGACGGCAGCUCCGGCUCCUCUGGCGGCAGCUCCGAUGACCCCUCCCCUUGGCCGAGGAAGAAGACGGCCCGAGUUGUCGGGAAGGAAGCUCUUAGUCCGCAGAUGAAGAAAAGGGUAAACGCGGAAAAGUCGCCAAAGGUACGCGAAGAGCGCGAGGAGAUCAUGGAUCGGGACUACAUAAUAGCCAUGGUGAGCAGAAACGGGGGGCCAUGCAAGUCACAGCAAGACGUGGACAAAAUGAUGCUGCGCUUUGACGGGAAAUCCCGAGCCGCAAAACGGGAGGCGGUCCGUUGUGAGAUCAUGUACCAGAAGAUUGUCCUGAACAACACGGACCGGAACUUGUACGGCACCUUCAGCAACGCCACGCAAAUGGUGAUGAAGCUGAAGCUGGCUCUUCCACGGGUCAAACCCGGGUACUCCCUCGUCUGGGCGCCCAAAAAGACGAAAACAAAACUCGUGCCCCAACAUGCAACGGAUGCUGCAGCCAAUUCGAGUGAAAACAGCGCAACGUGACAUUUUCACUACAUCUACAAAAGAAAAAAAAUACACACAUCACCCUCAAACCUUCCACACAACUAUCAUGUAAUAUUCUCCAGAUACCUGAUGCUGCUCUAAUAUGUGGUGAAUGCUAACUUGUUAAUGCCAAUAAUGGAAAUUAUGAGAUUUUGUUUUGUUAUGCUGUAUAUUUUGGUCCUGACUGGUAAAAAAAACAAAAAACAAUGCUUUUAAAGAAAUUUUUGUUGCAGUGAAAGAAUAUUUUAUUUGUACUCAAGGUGAAUUAAUAAC
This is a messenger RNA of Pungitius pungitius (ninespine stickleback), 3057 nucleotides long. RefSeq lists its product as uncharacterized. Gene Ontology annotation, molecular function: 3'-5'-RNA exonuclease activity. The transcript has 4 exons. The record is from RefSeq and is a predicted model, not a curated record. The coding region runs from base 196 to 2784 and encodes 862 amino acids. NCBI's taxonomy places the organism in Eukaryota, Metazoa, Chordata, Actinopteri, Perciformes, Gasterosteidae.